This is a messenger RNA of Chaetomium globosum CBS 148.51, 474 nucleotides long. RefSeq lists its product as uncharacterized. The record is from RefSeq and is a predicted model, not a curated record. Lineage: Eukaryota; Fungi; Ascomycota; Sordariomycetes; Sordariales; Chaetomiaceae. The transcript has 2 exons. The coding region runs from base 1 to 474 and encodes 157 amino acids.
AUGCAGCUCCCAUCCGUCCUCCUACCGGCUAUCGCGCUCCUCGCGCAGACGGCUUCUAGUUUCCUGCUAUCAUCGCCCCAUGACACAGUCACCUCAGAGGACUUCGCCAAAAACCAAGGCCUGCGUAUUGGGUUCUACCGGUUUAACACAGGCCCAACCGCGGCAUUCGUGUUGGAUGACGACGGGAACCUGAACAUGAAGUCGCACCCCCAUGUCGCGUUCUUCGACAGAGGUGGUGGUUUGUGGCGUUUGGAGUUUGGAUCGCCCAACACUCCCGGUGCACCAAAAUCCAUCAAGGGGCCAUUUGCGACGGAAGGUGGGCUCUUCAAAUACAAGGGCGAGGGUGGAUUUGAGUGGUACUUGUGUAAUGACGGUUCGUCUGGUUUGGACAUUGUACUAGGUGCCCCGAGGCUUGACGUGGAAACCAACGGUUGCAUUGCGGGUGUCGACCUCAUUGUCGAAGAUUCGGUGUAG